UAACAUAGCCCAGGCUCGGCUCUACGGCGCCUCCAUCGACAAAAAGUACGAUCUAGGUGCAGUCCCGCCCCGUACGUGAGCACGACUUGAACUAUACCAAAUCCAAGGCUCCAAAACCUGCUUUUUGUGCGUCGCCACACUCAGAUGGUGUAAAACGACUGGGAGGCUUAUCAUGUCACAUGUCAAGUCGAACCCGUGUGCUCCGAUCACACAGUGCGACUAUUUUAAUCCAUGCAUCAUGACAUCGUGAUCAUCAAGCCACCAAUCCGAGAUCUGAAUGCCGGGCGCUCUAGGUCACUGCACACUCACAGUCCUCGAUACGUUGAUGGUCACAGCCGUGAUCUGCAAGUAUACAAGGCUGCAGUAUUUAUUGACAACUGCUUGCUGUAGACUUCCAUUCAUCCACUAUCCCACUUGAAAAUGUCAGUCCCGGACACCUUCGGUUUGCAGUUGGCCAAGUAUACUAACGUCGCUGCAUCAGCAAUCCUGAUUUAUGACUACUUCGUCACCUUACACUCUGAAGUCCAAUGGACCUGGGGGCGGAAGUGGGGAAUAGUUCGGACCGCCUUCAUGAUUUCACGAUAUGCACCUUUUGCUGGUGCGCUUAUGACCUCAUACUCCGCUAUCAAGACAUGGGGCACGCAAGAUUGCAUACCUUUUAACGACGCUGUAAAUGGCAUACAUUUCUUGGGGAUCAUUGCCGCAGAAGGUUUAUUGAUUUUCAGGGUCUACGCCUUCUCUGGCAAUAAAAAGGCUUAUCUUAUCUUUCUUCUCUCCUUUGGUUUGGUCAUCUUGCUGGGGUCUGUGGUUCUAAGUGCUGCCCCCAUCAAUUUGGAUAUCCCGGGCCCAGUCACCCCGCCUUGCGCUUUUGUGGGGUCUCUUAGAAUUAGUAGUGCCCUCCCUUAUGGACUCUUGAUGUUCUUCGAGAUAGUUCUCAUGUCCAUCACUGUAUUUUUGAGAUAUUCACACUAUCUGGGGUCUCAUAGUAGUGCGCUGGUGAAGAGUAUCUAUCGUGAUGGACUGCUCUACAUGAUCUGCAUCACGAUGAUAUCUACAGUCAAUAUGAUCGUUACCGUUGUGUUGCCUCUCUCGGACACCGAGAUUCUAAACACACCUCAGAUUGUUGCGCACAGUGUUUUUGCUUCUCGGAUAUUAUUCAAUCUUCAAAUGAGCAGGGAGAAACCGCACUUUCUCAAUGACCAAUCGACGAAUUCAGUGGAAUUACUAUCCCGUUCACAUGAGUUCGAAGCGCGGCCUGGAGGCAGUGUGACAGCUGUCGAGCCAGAUGAAGCUUAGUCUUGCUGAUCG
Molecule: messenger RNA, 1308 nt
Organism: Suillus fuscotomentosus
Lineage: Eukaryota; Fungi; Basidiomycota; Agaricomycetes; Boletales; Suillaceae
Exons: 16
Coding region: 421-1296 (291 amino acids)
Source: RefSeq, a predicted model, not a curated record